AUAAGCACGGGCCACAGUCAGUGCAAGUGUUCUGAGUGCGUUUUUAAAAAUCGUUAUUUAUGUGUGAAACAGGUGUAAAAUUUAUAAUAAUCUUCGUUCACAGUUCGCAAUUAUUGUUGUUCGUGUAAUUGCUGUAUGGCAAAUAUGUUGUUGUGUGCUGUCAAUUCACUUAGCGAAAAUUGUGCCAUUGCCUGUGCGUAUACGUGUACGUGUGUGUAUAUGUGUGUGCGCGUUUAGUUUACGUUUUUUUUGGGGCUGUAUCGGCAUCUCGGGCAAAGUAAUUGAAGUUAAUUAAAAAAACGUUGGCUAAUUUCGUGCGCAAUGAGCAAUUAUCAGCCACACGCGCCUCUGUCGCAUAUACAGCAACUGCAGCUGCAGCACCAGCUACAACAGAACCAUCAUCAUCACCAUCUUCAGCAACAUCAUCAUCAGCAUCUGCCGCCACAUUUACAGUUGGCAGCGACGACGACGACGACGGCAGCAGCGCUCCCCCAACAACAACAACAGCAGCAACAGCGUCAUAAUCAUACGCCCACAACCAACCAAAGCCAGUCAACAUCGUCUGCGGCUGCGACCGCCGCUGCCGCUGCUGCCUCAAUUUUGGUAACGCAACUGCCGCAGCCGCUGAUAAGCAAUUCGCUGGCCAUACGCCAGGAGAUACAGCGCUUCGAGAGCGUUCAUCCAUCGAUUUAUGCUAUUUACGAUUUAAUCGAUUUGCUGCCCAUGCCGGACGCACAGAUUGCCCAACAGAUACGCGAUCACGUCGUUUGCAUUGAAGAUUCCUUUGUGAACAGCCAGGAAUGGACUAUAUCACGUUCGGUGCCAGAUUUGAGGCUGGGCAUUGUCGGCUCUCUAAAUUCGGGCAAAUCGGCGCUGGUGCAUCGCUAUCUCACCGGCUCCUAUAUGCAGGAAGAGUCACCCGAGGGUGGUCGUUUCAAGAAGGAGGUCUUCAUCGACGGACAAAGCUAUUUGCUGCUCAUACGCGAUGAGGGCGGCGCGCCAGAAAUGCAGUUCGCUGGCUGGGUGGAUGCGGUAAUCUUUGUGUUUAGCCUGGAGAACGAGGGCAGCUUCAAUACGGUCUAUAAUUAUUAUACCAAAAUGGCGCACUUUCGCAAUGGACAGGAUAUACCCAUGAUAUUGGUCGGCACACAGGACGCCAUCAGCGAGCGGAAUCCGCGUGUUAUCGAUGACACACGCGCCAGGAAAUUGGCCAGCGAUUUGAAGCGCUGCUCCUACUACGAGACCUGCGCCACCUACGGCCUAAAUGUGGAGCGCGUCUUUCAGGAUGCCUGCCAGAAGAUACUCUCGCAGCGGUUGCCGCUGCCGCCAGCGAUGCAGCCGCCGCGGCCAACCACACCGCAGGGCACACGACUGGGCUUGGCCACAUUCCAGCCGCCGCCCACAAAUGGACAGCGGGCGCAGCAGCAGCAGCUGCCGCCGUUGCGCAUGAGCGCCGACUUUGCGCAGGCGGAGCAGAAGCUCUGGUCACUGCAGGCGAGCGCAGCCGGCUCCACGAAUGAGAACAACAACAUAACCAAAUACAAUCCGGGUACAGCGGCACAACAACAACAACAGCAGCAGCAAUUGUCGCUGCCCGGUGACUGCAGCCAGGUGCAGCUGCGUGAUCCGCGCGAUUUGGCGCCGCCACCUGGCAAGGAGCUACCCACGCCCACAUCCACGCCCACGACAAGCCGUAAAAGUCGACGGCGCUCGAAUCUCUUCAUACCCUCCUCCUCCAAGAAGAAUGAGAAGGAGCCAAAGAGCAGCGAACUGGGCAGCGGUCGCUCCAUACCCAUCAAACAGGGCUAUCUGUACAAGCGCUCAAGCAAAUCCCUGAACAAGGAGUGGAAAAAGAAGUACGUGACGCUCUGCGACGAUGGGCGGCUCACCUAUCAUCCCUCGCUGCACGACUACAUGGACGAUGUGCACGGCAAAGAGAUACCGCUGCAAUAUGUCACGGUCAAGGUGCCCGGCCAGAAGCCACGCGGCUCCAAGUCCAUAAUUACGAACAGCGCGCUGACCAGCUCGCUGCUGACCAAUGGACAGCGGAGCACGCAGGGCACGCUCAGUGAGGGCAUCGGCUGCUUGACGCUGGCCAAGGAUAAUCAGCGCAAGCUGAGCGAAAAGCUGUCCCUGCUCGGCGCUGGUGCUGCCAGCGGCGGCGGCGGUGGUGGAGGCGCCAGUGGCGGGGGCGGCAUUGAGCCUCUCAAAUCAAAUAGUUCACAGCAGACGAGUGGAGACGAGGGCAUUGCCAUGUCCAAUUCCAAUUCGCAGACUUUUACAGCCGGCGAGGCGCCCGCCAGCAAACUGGAGGCCCAAACGCCGAACGUUAAGAAGCGCCAUCGCCGCAUGAAGAGCAGCAGCGUCAAGGCUAACGAGGCGGACGACAAUGAUGGCUACGAAUUCUAUAUCGUUUCGCUGGACUCCAAGCAGUGGCAUUUUGAGGCCGCCAACUCGGAGGAGCGCGACGAAUGGGUCGCCGCCGUCGAGCAGGAGAUCUUCAAGAGCCUGCAGGGCAUCGAGAGCAGCAAAACGAAGCAGGCAACCAGCACUGAACUGGCCGCUAUGGUGGCCAUCAGGCAGCGGGUGCCCGGCAAUGGGCACUGUGUCGACUGCGGAGCGCCAAAUCCCGAAUGGGCCAGUCUCAAUCUGGGCGUGCUCAUGUGCAUUGAAUGUUCGGGCAUACAUCGGAAUCUCGGCUCGCACAUAUCCAAGGUGCGCUCCCUGGGCCUCGACGAUUGGCCAGCGCCGCAUCUGAGCGUCAUGCUGGCCAUUGGCAACAGCCUGGCAAACUCUGUGUGGGAAUCGAAUACGCGGCAACGUGUCAAACCCACAGCGUUGGCCAAUCAUGAGGAGAAGGAACGCUGGAUACGCAGCAAGUACGAGGCCAAGGAGUUUCUUACGCCCUUGGGCAGUGGCAAUCAUGUAAAUGCCGCCUCGCCGGGCCAGCAGCUCAUUGAGGCGGUCAUCAGGGCGGACAUCAAGUCGAUUGUCUCCAUAUUGGCCAAUUGCCAGGCAGAGGUGACCAAUGCCAAUGUGAGCGCACGGGAUGUGCGCACCCCGCUGCUGCUGGCCUGUGCCAUAGGCAAUCUGGCCAUAGCACAGCUGCUCGUCUGGAACGGCGCCAACAUCAAGCACACGGAUCACGAGGGUCGCACCUGUUUGGCCUAUGCACGCGCCGCCCAAUCCCUGGCCACGGCCAAGUCGAUGAAGGCAGCCGCCGCACUGGCCGCCGGCACACCAGCUCCGGCACCAGCGCCCUCAGCUAAUGGCGGCAUACCCGCACCACAGUACAAUGUGGAGGAUACAACGGCUCUGGUGGAGCUGCUCGUGGGUCUGGGCUGUCCGGAAUCGGCGCCGCUUACAGCCAGCGGCACGUUGCCCCGACGACGCGAUACUCUAGGCACACCCUAUGAGAAAUCCGUUUCGGGCGUUAUCUAAAAAAAGAAAAAAAACAAAAAAGAAAACGCAUAGUUGAAUUUCAUAAGCUUCAAAACAAGUUUGUUUUUUUUUUUUUUUAAAUUGUAUUAAUUGUAAAAUGCAUAAAAUAUGUUUAAUCUGUUUGUUCGUAAUAAUUAGUUUUAAAAAGUAAGCGUUAAUUUCUCGCUGUGUAUAGCAAAAGUAAUCGGGCAAGUUUUGAAUGACGCUUAAUUUUAUAGUUCUAAAACAAAAAGAAAAACAAAAUAUUGAAAUGUGCAAAUUAAUUAUUUUCUCUGGCCCGCUUUGUAUGAAAAUUCAGAAUAAUUAGUUUUUAUCUACAAUUGUUUUUUAGUUUUGUUUUGCUUUUUAAGUACGCUUAAUAAUAGGCACAAUCUGUACAGUCUUGUUGUAAUCUCAAGUUUAAAAUUAAUUUAUUAUUUGCGUAUUGUAACUAUUAUCAUUAUUAAUUAUUAUUAUUAUUGUUUUUAAAUUGUGUGCAGGUUUUUUUUUAAUGUCGUUUGCAAAACAACAAAUUAAGUAAUUAUGUAAUUUGCUUUUUAAUUAAUUAUUAACUUUAGGAAAACAAGAAAAGGCUCUCAUAUACAAAAUUACAAUAUGCCUAAAAAAAUAGCUGAUGAAAAAAAAUCAACAAAACCAACAAUAUAUACGUAUAUAAACAUAGUGAAUCUAAGACUAAAGCCAAAAACAACUUAUUACACUAUAUCUAUACAUAAACAAAUUCUAUAAAUAUAUAUAUAUAUAUAUAUAUACAAAAGUUAAAAUUGCUUGAUAAUCGGUUAAAACACGCUUAACUUGUAGUUUAUGCAAAAAACCAAACAAAAUAUAUUUGCUAACAAAAUUCCAAUAUAGAAAAAACUUAAAAAAUAUUCAUUAAAGAUGUGAGCAUUGAUUGUAUUCGAAUCGGAGCAGUUAGAAAUGAAAUGAAAAUUUACAUAUAUAUAUUUAAAUAUAAUACAUAUAUGAAUGUAGGAAACACAAUUCAAAGUAUUUCAAACUACUUAUACAAUAUAGUUAAAAAAUUCUAUAAAAAUGAUAUUCAUAUUUAUAUAUAUAUAUGUAUGUACCUCUGCUCCCUUCAUGAUGUACGCUAUUUGUACCACCUUAAAAGCAUAAACACAACAAAACGUGACAAAACUCAAUUUAAUUGGAUGAAAACGGCAACAGGCACAAAGAAACACAAAAAAGAUAAACCAUACAAAAACAUGAAAUAAAAAAUAAAAAUUGAUUAAACAUUAC
Molecule: messenger RNA, 4677 nt
Organism: Drosophila montana
Lineage: Eukaryota; Metazoa; Arthropoda; Insecta; Diptera; Drosophilidae
Gene: CenG1A
Product: Centaurin-gamma-1A
Exons: 8
Coding region: 322-3441 (1039 amino acids)
Biological process (GO): activation of GTPase activity
Molecular function (GO): protein binding; GTPase activity; GTP binding
Source: RefSeq, a predicted model, not a curated record